Molecule: messenger RNA, 2821 nt
Organism: Boeremia exigua
Lineage: Eukaryota; Fungi; Ascomycota; Dothideomycetes; Pleosporales; Didymellaceae
Exons: 3
Coding region: 264-2792 (842 amino acids)
Biological process (GO): ERAD pathway
Cellular component (GO): endoplasmic reticulum membrane
Molecular function (GO): protein binding
Source: RefSeq, a predicted model, not a curated record
CACACCAUGCACAGCUGCGUGAACAUAGGCUAUACCGAUAUGCUGGAGCGCAGACGUCUGUUGCAGUGACGUAGCUGGUGAUUGGCCGUUGAGCUCCAUUUAGCGGCAUUCGCGGUCGGGCACCUUGUCAGUGGAAAGCUGGCCUCAAGCAAACAAUCUCACCACGACACCCGUAGUGAGCGUUUCUGCUUGUGUUUGCACCGGUGAAAUGUCGCAAUGAUCAUUUCCACCAUAUCGCAAAUCCAGUCCCUUCAAACCGCAAGAUGAGGCCACCAAGACAGCGGCUUCUGCCGCUCAUCUUUGUCAUACUAUCGACAUUCCUUUCCUUCACCACAGCGCAACACGGCGGCAGCGAUGAUGCACGCGCGCAGCAGAAACCACUGGGCAGGAACUCGGCUCCUUCGGCAACAGCGCAUGGCACCACAGAAGAGGGGGACAGCUAUGGCAAGGGACAUGUUGCGUUCCAAGAGGCAACUUCUCUGCUCCACGAGGUGAAACCUGCGGCCACGCCCUGGUAUGAUUUCGACAAGAAUGCCGGGAUUGUAGGAGCGGGCGCAUACUAUGCAAAGGAGCUCUUCUUUCUACUUUUCAUGAACGGACCCGCCGAACCAGAAUCAUUCACGACCGAUCCGCAGCCCAAGAAGCUCAGUCAGCCUUUGUUGAAAGCUGUAAAGCUGCUGAAAGACGCCGCCGCGCAGAAGGACGCAGAUGCGAUCUUCACACUUGCCGAGAUGAACUUCUAUGGCAACUACUCGCAUCCACGUAAUUACUCCGAAGCUUUCCGCCGAUACCACGAACUCGCGACGCUCGAUGGAAACGCAUCAGCGCAGCACAUGGUCGGCUUCAUGUACGCCACUGGCAUCGGUGGCGCGGUGGCGCAAGAUCAGGCGAGGGCGAUGCUGUAUUACACUCUUGCAGCGGAGGGCGGCGAUGUGAGAUCAGAGAUGACCAUUGCGUACCGCCACUCUUCCGGGAUAGCGACACCGCGAAACUGCGACGAGGCGGUGCACUUCUACCGAGAAGUCGCCAAGAAAGCAAUCGCAUAUAUGCGGUCCGGACCACCUGGCGGACAUUCGAUGCAACGGGAGGGGUUCAGGAUCGCCGACGAUGAAGGCGGUGUCUACGGCGAGGGUGCAAGCGUGAGCAGCUCAGGAGCAAACGCCAAAACGGCCAGUGUACACUCGGAUGCCUAUUCCUCCCUGGAUGAUGUGGUGGAAUAUAUGGAUCUCCAAGCUAGGAAAGGCGAUGCGAGAGCAAGCUUCAACCUGGCCAAAAUAAACUACGACGGAGCCAAGACAUCGAAACGGGAUCUACCGGCCGCAAAGAAACGAUUCUUGGAGCUCGCUCGCAUGUAUUGGGAUAAGAACGGCAAGACAAAGCAGAACGUAUCUCCGCUCACCCAGAAAUUGGCGGCGAAGGCAGCUGGAUUCUUGGGCCGCAUGUUCCUUCGUGGAGAAGGCAUGCCUCAGAGCUUCGACAUCGCCAAAACUUGGUUCAGGCGUGGCAUUGAGCAUGGCGAUGCUCUGUCACAGUACUCAAUGGGUCUUAUGUACCUUAAAGGACUCGGUGUGCCGAAGAACCCCGUCAAAGCUGCCGAGUUGUUUGGCGCUGCUGCAGAUGACGAUCUGGCAGUGGCCCAGGUCCGGCUCGGUGCUCUCUUCCUUGAUCAGGGCGACAUUGCUACCGCGAUGAAGUACUUCGAAUUGGCAGCACGACACGGCCAUCUCGAGGCUUACUAUUACCUGGCCGAGCUCGCACAUGAGGGUGUAGGACGCGAGAAGUCAUGUCACGUUGCUUCCGCUUACUACAAGAUCGUGGCAGAAAAGGCCGAGGUUAUCUCGACAUCUUUCCCAGAGGCGAAUAAAGCUUACGCUAACGGAGAUCUCGAGACUGCGCUUGUCCGGUACAUGAUGGCUGCGGAGCAAGGAUUUGAAACUGGUCAAGCUAAUGUGGCAUACUUGCUCGAUCAAGUCAAGCCCAGGUUUACCCUUGGUUCGCUCAUCCCGUUCAUACAGAAGAAGACCAGCCUAGCCAGUGAUGCCGUACUUGCGUUGAUCUACUGGACACGCUCUGCCGAACAGAAAAAUGUCGACUCCAUGGUCAAGAUGGGCGACUACUAUCUCCAAGGUCUUGGCACUUCUCCCGACCACGAGAAGGCAGCAGCUUGCUAUCAAGCGGCGGCCGAAACACUACGCAGCGCACAAUCGAUGUGGAACUUGGGCUGGAUGCACGAGAAUGGCAUCGGCGUCGACCAGGACUUCCACCUUGCAAAGCGACACUAUGAUCUAGCGUUAGAAACCAACCCUCGCGAAGCCCAUCUGCCAGUCCUCCUGGCGCUGUACAAGCUGCGGUUCCGCAGCUGGUGGAACACUAUCACCAACGGCAAGAUCAAGUCCAUCCAGAACGAACCUACGGUCAAGAAAGACUUCUCGCUCUCCGAGUGGCUCAGCGCCUUCCUCGAAGCCGAGCUUGCCGGCUGGGACGACUACGAACCGGAUGACUACGACGACCACAUCGACGGCGGCGACGGUUACUACGCCGACGACGUCGACUCCGAUAUCCUCGAGUCGCUUGUCAUUCUGGCGCUCAGCGGCGCCCUGGCGUUCUUGCUGUACUACCGCGCGCAAAGGCAGAGAAGGCAGGAGGAAGAGCGGCAGCGGCAGCAGUUGCAGCAUCUGCAGGCAAACGGGUUGGCGCCUGCGGCUCCGGCGGCGCCUGAUGUGCCGGUCCAGCCGGAUCUGGGGCUUCAGCCAGACAACAUGUUUUGGGCUGGCGGUGGUGCGGGGCUCUGAGGGAGAGGGAGCGGGAGGGUUGCAUGACU